Argiope bruennichi is the source of this 1385-nucleotide messenger RNA. It is a transcript of the gene Lamtor1, whose product is annotated as ragulator complex protein LAMTOR1-like. The coding region runs from base 245 to 736 and encodes 163 amino acids. The record is from RefSeq and is a predicted model, not a curated record. Gene Ontology annotation, molecular function: guanyl-nucleotide exchange factor activity; molecular adaptor activity. Lineage: Eukaryota; Metazoa; Arthropoda; Arachnida; Araneae; Araneidae. The transcript is spliced from 6 exons. Gene Ontology annotation, biological process: cholesterol homeostasis; regulation of receptor recycling; positive regulation of TOR signaling. Gene Ontology annotation, cellular component: Ragulator complex; membrane raft; lysosome.
UCAUUUAGAUAGAAUCAACUGCAGGAACGUAAAUUGUGAAAUUUGUAUGUUUUGAUAUUUAAAUUUGCAUUUGAUUGUCAUUGCGAAAGUGUUGUGUUACUUGAAAAUUCAGAAAAUUUUCUUUAGAUUGUCGUAUGUGUUUAUAUUCACUAAUCGCAUUGCAGAAUAUCUAUAUACUGAUAAUGUUUCGUAGCUCUGAAUUCUGAUUCAACUUACUUUUUGUAAUAUUUGAUCCAAAUGAAAUAUGGGUUGUUGUUUUAGUUGCUUUAAUAACGGUGACAAUAAAUCUCAGUCUGGUGAACCAAAUGAAAGAACCACUCUUUUAGGAAAUCCAGUUAGUAAUAGUAUUGGCAGACCUUUAUUCAGCCAAGAUUUUUCAGAUGUAGUUUCUGGUCAGCUUGGUGAUGAACAAGCUGCUUUGAAUAAAAUAUUGCACCAAACUGCAAUUGACAUUAUUGAUGUCUCUGCUAUUCCAACCCACAUAGAGCAGAAAGAUUUUAUUGAUCGUGUUAAAAUGUAUCAAAGAAGAUUAGCCUCAGUACAGUUGAGGCAUCCUAUGAAAGAAAAAUGUUUGUUAAAAGAUCUUCCUUUGCCAGAGAAAAUAUUAAGUGAAACUCCUUUAUUAUUAGCAGAUUUGAAAAUGAUUGACGAUGCUUUUACUGAUGCCAUUACAGCUUAUAAAAGUAUAGAAAUUGAACCGCAAGGUGAUCUUGUUACGAAAUUUGGAGUUUCCUGAACCAUCAAUUUUGAAGUCCAUCUAGGUUUUUUUCAUGUUCUUGUUUUUAUUUCGUGCUAUUUUGAUAUGUUUGUUUCUAUGUCCUUGAGCAUUUAACUAUUUAACUGUGCAUUUUUAUUGUUAAAACCAUAAAUAGAUAUAGAAAAAAGACAAUAUGCGACAUUUUUUGUUUUCUUCACAUAAAAGUGUAUAAAACAAAAGCUUGCAUUUUCAGAAAUCUAAACCUCAGAAUUUUAUCACUGUUGAUGAAUUAAAUAUAUAUAUAUAGUGUAUAUGUUUAUACACAUAUUUUGUGAUAAAUUUAAUAAAAACAUCAAUUAAUAAUUGGUCAUUCUAUAAUAAUAGUUGUUUUUCUGAUAUCUUAUAUUUAGUUCAAUUCUGGCCCUUUUCUAAUGCAGACUGCACUGAAUUAUGAAAUCUAUUUGCUUUAGAUAGAUAAAUAUAAAAUGCUUGUAAACCACUUAAGAAAAAGAAUGAGCUAUAAAAAUGCCAAAAUAGAAUUUAGUAGUUUUUUAACUAAUAGUCUUGUUAAAAAAAAUGUUUUAUUCAAUUAUGAUUUGUACAAUGUGUAAAGCAUGUCAGAAUUGUACAGUAAAAAUGAAUUGACAUUUUAACUUGAAUAAAAAUAAUAAAGUAUAUUUUAUGCAGA